AUGUCCCACUUCGACCGGUCAUAGACAUGGUUAACUCACCAUAUCAUCAAAUCGCGAAGUGGCUAGCGGAUAUCCUCGAACCAGUUCAAAGACAUAUGACAAAAUAUAGCCUCAGAGAUACAUUUGACUUCAUCGACUCAGUGAAGGAUGUCAACGUGUCUGAAAGACAAAUGAUCUCACUAGAUGUCGUCUCUCUAUUCACAAGCAUCCCCUUAACUGAAACAAUAUGCUUCAUUUGUGAUUACAUCGAAACCAACAACCUAGAAGUUCCUCUCCCAAUAAACUACCUGAAGGAACUUCUUCUCAGAUGUACAUUCAAUAUCCAGUUCAAAUUCAAUGAAAAGUUCUAUGUACAGAAAGAUGGAGUAGCUAUGGGGUCUCCUCUCGGUCCACUCCUAGCCGACUGCUUCAUGGCGAGUCUGGAAAACAACAUCCUCAAUCCCUUGAUAAGUCAACUGCACUUAUACAAGAGAUACGUAGAUGACACGUUUAUAAUCUGUAAUGAAAAUUGUGAUUUAGAUUCUCUACUCAAAACCUUCAACGCAGCGCAUCCAUCAAUAAGUUUCACCUUAGAAAGAGAAUCGAACAACGCAUUUCCAUUCCUUGAUGUACUACUCACCAGACGACACGACUGUACGAUCCAAAGAUCAAUAUACCGCAAGCCAACAUGGACUGGACAGUUUAUCAACUUUCAGAGCUUCGUCCCACUAAUCCGAAAGAGAAACCUGAUACGUACGUUGAGCUCAAGGAUUAGAAAAAUCUGCUCGGAAGACAUGGUGGAGAAUGAAUUAAAUUUAUUACGUAAAAUCCUACUAGAGAAUGGAUAUCCACCAAGAUUUAUUGACAAAAACAUGAAGGAGAAGCCUCCGAUGUCAAACAUCGCAACGGUUCCUAAGAAGACUCUCUUCAUGAACCUAGAAUUCAAAGGUGAUGUCGCAGCGGAAAUUCUCAGAAACCGCCUUUCUAAAUGUCUGAAGAAGACAUUUCCAACAGCCACUCUACGUAUCACAUUCUCCUGCAGACAGUUAAUCCAGUCUAACGCUAAGGACAAGAUACCGCUUUUGGCCACCUCAAUGUGUAUUUAUCAAUUUACUUGCUCGUGUGGAGCAAAGUAUAUUGGCCGUACGCAACGUCAAGUCCAAAAACGUAUUCUGGAACACUGCCCCGCUUGGUUGGCCAGAGGAGAAAAGAAGAAUAGCAACAGCUCGAUCCUCGAACACCUUGUCAUCUCUGGACAUCGAGCACCCCCACAUGAAUGCUUCACAGUGUUACACAGAGUCCCUCAAUAUCGUACAAAGGGACUUCGGAUUCGCCAUCUGUACAUAGCUGAAGCAUUAGCUAUUCGAGAUCUAAAACCGGACCUCUGCAUACAAAAGCGAUACAUACAUUCUCUUGCCUUACCAUGGCCAGAGUAAAAUUUCUUAUCACAAUUUUGCUUCUUUCCUUUACUAUGUAAGUUCACUAUUAUUACCAUUAUUAUUAUUUUUAUUUUAUUAAUACUUUUAUUAUCAUUUUGUCCCCAUCAUCCACAUUUUAUUACCACUCUAUUGCUGUUUAUUAAUAACAUUGUUUUCCAUACAUAUUUUAUACAAAAACACUUUAUAGCCUUUCCACUAGUUCCUGUCCAUUUUACACGAGAUUAUUGAUUAUUCACUAUCUCACACUUAUUACGUCAUGCCAACUUCUGUCUCCUUUCUAACUUACAAUUAGUCAUCCCUUCUUACACCUUACAUUAUGUAAUACAAUUUUCCAAGGACA
Molecule: messenger RNA, 1758 nt
Organism: Trichobilharzia szidati
Lineage: Eukaryota; Metazoa; Platyhelminthes; Trematoda; Strigeidida; Schistosomatidae
Source: the annotation of a GenBank genome assembly